UUGAAUGAGUUUAACGAUGUGCUGUUUUCAUACCUAAUUCUUGUUCACUAAAGUUAGUAGGUCAUCCAUUCGCUUUUCAUCGGAUGGCCCAAGUUCGAGAAAUUAUCAGAAGGAAUUUUACAAGCUGCGGGACCAUCAUACCUUACUUCCUGAAGUGGGCGAGCACAUCAGUAAACCAUUAUGGCAAGAGCCCCAGGUUCUAGUCGACCUAUUGUAAUGAUGGAUUGGCAGAGCACUGCUGAGGGCGAGACGGUUCUACAACAUUUCUACAACCCUCAGACAACGGGACGAAAACUAUUUGGAAUUCUAGAACGUCCGUCUAUAUUGACACAAGUGGAAGAAGUUUGCUACAAGCUGUUCUUUGUCGGAAAGGCUGGUAUCGGAAAGACGGCGACUAUAGCAAGACUGGCUGGCACCUCUAUCCCUUCAACUUAUAUAGAAACUGUCGGCAUUCGGAAAACCAACAUUUACUGGCCUGUGAAGAUCUGGGAUAAAGUGAUUCUCUUUAAACUUCAGUGUUGGGAUGCAGGCGAAAACACGAUAAAGAAAUACAGUCAUAUUUUGCCCUCCUGCAAAGAGAAGGUAGAUGCCGUAGUUUAUGUGUUCUCAUACACGGACGCCAACAGCUUCAUGGAAUUGCCUCAACUGAUCAACAAAAUGUCAAAAGAUGACCCUAACCAACCAGCAUCAAUCGUUAUUGGAACCAGAUUCAGUUCGACCAGCAAACUGGAGGUCGAGCCCUCUGAGACUAAAGAGUUUGAGGCUAAGUUGAGAGUGCCUGUAUUGAGACUGGGCAAGUCUACAAGUAGCGACCGCAAUGAAGUCCACAAGGUAGCGCCACUGCUGAACUCACUCUGCGAGAGGCUCUGGGUUCGAGACCAGGAUUAUCUAUUGAAACAUGGCUUCACUAUGUAACUACGCAGAAGGUGUUUGCGCAACUGAAGUAAAUGCUGGCUCGGGUGUAUAUUCUUCAGUUGUACCACCUACUUAUACAUUUUACUAUGGAGAAUCGUUGAUAUACCAUUCCGUUGUUAAA
This is a messenger RNA of Macrosteles quadrilineatus (aster leafhopper), 1036 nucleotides long. Its product is annotated as ciliogenesis and planar polarity effector 2-like. The coding region runs from base 181 to 915 and encodes 244 amino acids. Gene Ontology annotation, molecular function: GTPase activity; GTP binding. The record is from RefSeq and is a predicted model, not a curated record. Lineage: Eukaryota; Metazoa; Arthropoda; Insecta; Hemiptera; Cicadellidae. The transcript has 7 exons.